AGCCCUCCUGUGUUGGCUCUGGGCCCCAUGGCGCUCUGGUUGACCCUGGUCAUUGCUCUCACCUGCCUUGGUGGCCUUGCCUCCCCAGGCCCCGUCCCUCACUUUACAGCCCUCAAGGAGCUCAUCGAGGAGCUGGUCAACAUCACCCAGAACCAGAAGGGGGCACCUCUCUGCAAUGGCAGCAUGGUGUGGAGCUUCAACCUGACAACUGAUGUGUACUGUGCAGCCCUGGAAUCCCUGAUCAACGUGUCGGGUUGCAGUGCCAUCCAAAAGACCCAGAGGAUGCUGAGCGGACUCUGCUCACGCAAGGUCUCAGCUGGGCAGGCUUCCAGCCUCCACGUUCAAGACACCAAAAUUGAAGUGGCCCAGUUCAUAAAGGACCUGCUCAGACAUUUAAGAAGACUUUACCACCGUGGAAAGUUCGACUGA
Messenger RNA from Carlito syrichta (Philippine tarsier), 429 nucleotides. RefSeq names its product interleukin 13 (gene IL13). Gene Ontology annotation, molecular function: cytokine receptor binding. The transcript is spliced from 4 exons. NCBI's taxonomy places the organism in Eukaryota, Metazoa, Chordata, Mammalia, Primates, Tarsiidae. Gene Ontology annotation, cellular component: extracellular region. Gene Ontology annotation, biological process: immune response. Bases 28 to 429 code for a protein of 133 amino acids. The record is from RefSeq and is a predicted model, not a curated record.